AAAAAGACGACCUUCUUAUCUCAAGUCCACAGAGCCAAGAGAUCAAGGUUCUACGCUCUACAAACAAUUACAGUAAUAAUGGCUAGAAUAAAGAAGAAGGGAACUUCUGGCCAGGCCAAGAACUUCAUCACCAGAACGCAGGCUGUCCGAAAGCUUCAGAUCAGUCUCCCGGAUUUUCGCAAACUCUGCAUCUGGAAGGGAAUCUACCCCCGCGAGCCGCGCAACAAGAAGAAGGCCUCGAGCACCUCGCACGCAGCGACCACCUUUUACUACACCAAGGACAUCCAGUACCUGCUCCACGAGCCGCUCCUCCAGAAGUUCCGCGACCAGAAGGCUCUCGAGAAGAAGAUUGCAAGGGCCCUCGGCAGAGGCGACGCACACAAUGCUUCCAGACUUGAGCGCAAUGCGUCCAGGCCUGAGAAGACUGGCCGGGCCAAGUACACCCUGGACCAUGUCAUCAGAGAGCGCUACCCCACAUUCAUCGACGCCUUGAGAGAUUUGGACGACUGCUUGUCCAUGCUCUUCCUCUUUGCCAACCUCCCAUCCACGGACUCCGUCCCAGCCAAGAUGAUUGCGAGAUGCGAGAAGUUGGUUCUCGAGUUCGAGCACUACCUGAUUGUGUCGCACAGCCUGCGCAAGUCGUUCCUGUCUAUCAAGGGCAUCUACUACCAGGCCACCAUUCAAGGACAGGAUAUCCUCUGGUUGGUGCCAUACAAGUUCAACCAGCGUGUCACUGGAGAUGUCGAUUUCAGGAUAAUGGGAACCUUUGUGGAGUUCUACCAAACCCUUCUCGGAUUCGUCAACUACAGGCUCUACACCUCAUUAGGCCUCGCCUACCCCCCCAAGUUCGACAAGGAGAGCGACGACCAAGGUGCUGAGCUCGGUGCUUUCACCCUGGAAGGAAACUCAGUUGGACCGAUUGAGCAGCCCAAGUUCGGCCUGACCAGCGAGGAGCAAAGAAAUGCGAAGCCCGACGCCAAGCUCCAAGUCGAGAUCGACAAACUGAUGGCCCAGCUGAACGUCCCAGAGGAGAAGGCCAAGGAAUUGGCCUCCAAGGCCGACGCCGACAUGGAAGACGCCGAUGGAGCAACCGACGCGCUUGACAAGUUCGUCCCCGUCGCACCAGGCGGAGACAUCCUCCCGCAGCCUUCCUACUCCUCCACCGACCCCUCCACCCUCUUCUCCAACUACACCUUCUUCCUCUCCCGCGAGACGCCCCGCCAACCCCUCGAGUUCAUCCUGCGCGCAUUCGGAUGCAAGCGCAUCGGGUGGGACGCCGUCCUCGGCGCCGGCGCAUUCACGCACAACGAGCUCGACCCGUCCAUCACGCACCAGGUCGUCGACAGGCCGCCGCGCCAGGUCGAGGACGAGGAUAACCAGUCCGCGCAGACGCUCGUCAAGGGCUCGAGGGUCCCGGGCCGCAUCUACGUCCAGCCGCAGUGGGUGUGGGAUAGCAUUAACGAGGAGGAGCUCAAGCGCGCGGAUCUGUACGCACCGGGUGCACAGCUGCCGCCGCAUUUGAGUCCGUUCGUCAAGAAGGUCCGUGGAGCGUAUGAUCCAAGUGCACCGCUUGAUGAGCAGGAGCGUGAGAAUGAGGAGUUGGAGGCUGAUACCGAUGAUGAGGAGGAUGAAGAGGAUGAGGAGGAGGAGGCCGAGGAGCUUACUGCUGCUGAGGUGGCGAAUAUUGAUAUCGAUGCUUCGGCUGCGGGUAUGGAGGUUGCUGGCUCUGAUGAGGAGGAUGACGAGGAGGAGGUUGCCAAGGACGCUACGUUCGGCGGCUUCUCUGACGCCGAGGAGGACCAGGAGUCUGAGGAUGAGGCUACGACUGCAGCUGUACAGAGGCAGAAGGAGCUCGAGGCCGAGAUGACCGGCGUGCCGCUGAAGGAGACCAAGGUCGACCCGCGGACAAAGGCCAAGGCCGACGCGCGGAAGAAGCUGUCCAAGGCGAGGGAAGAGGAGGACGAGGAGCUGGAGCGCGGCAAGAUGAUGCUGAGUCGACGCAAGCGCAAGAUCCUGGAGAAGAUGGUGUAUAGUAACAAGGAGAAGGAGAAGGAGGCGGAGGGACUGCGCGCGAAGAGACGGAAGAUCGAGAAGUCCGGGAAGGGAGGUGUUAGAGAGUAGAGGGGGGUAGCUUUUUACGGGGUGUCACUUUUCGGGCGGCGUUGUGGAAAAAUGGGACAUGUUUGCGUAGCAUUUGUUCGGAGAUUUUACGGCUUCAUGGCCUCUGUAGCUUAAAGUUGCAGUAAAAUGUCCUUAUUCGCAG
This is a messenger RNA of Pseudogymnoascus verrucosus, 2263 nucleotides long. It is a transcript of the gene NOP7, whose product is annotated as mRNA-binding ribosome synthesis protein nop7. Gene Ontology annotation, biological process: maturation of LSU-rRNA from tricistronic rRNA transcript (SSU-rRNA, 5.8S rRNA, LSU-rRNA); ribosome biogenesis. The transcript has 2 exons. NCBI's taxonomy places the organism in Eukaryota, Fungi, Ascomycota, Leotiomycetes, Thelebolales, Thelebolaceae. The coding region runs from base 79 to 2121 and encodes 680 amino acids. The record is from RefSeq and is a predicted model, not a curated record. Gene Ontology annotation, molecular function: RNA binding. Gene Ontology annotation, cellular component: nucleolus; PeBoW complex.